This is a messenger RNA of Rhodamnia argentea, 1496 nucleotides long. Its product is annotated as auxin-responsive protein IAA16-like. Gene Ontology annotation, molecular function: protein binding. The record is from RefSeq and is a predicted model, not a curated record. Gene Ontology annotation, biological process: regulation of DNA-templated transcription. NCBI's taxonomy places the organism in Eukaryota, Viridiplantae, Streptophyta, Magnoliopsida, Myrtales, Myrtaceae. Gene Ontology annotation, cellular component: nucleus. Bases 275 to 1060 code for a protein of 261 amino acids. The transcript is spliced from 5 exons.
GGUCAUUGCAAGCAUCUCCGAAACUUUUUCCUUUCGUGACAUUAUUGUACGCACGCGCUGCUUAAUUCUCGUCCUCUCUCUAGCAAAACAGAGCAGAACAGAGAAAAACAGAGCGACAUCCAUAAAAAACAAGGGGAGAGAGAGAGAUUAGAGAGAGAAAGCUGGAUUUUGAGGCCUUUUUUGGGGAGUGAUCCAAGGUUUCUUGGUGGGGUUUUUGGUGAUUCGGUUGAGUGAGGGAUCAAUCGAGCAGAGAGAGAGAGAGAGAGAAAGCACCAUGAGUGCAGAGACUGCAGCGAAGUUCACUAUAGACUUUGAGGAGACAGAGCUGAGGCUAGGCUUGCCUGGGAAGGCCUGUGGGGUUAACAGCAAUGGUGAGAGCUCGACGCGGAGCAACGGGAAGAGGGUGUUCUUGGAGACUGUUGAUCUGAAGCUCAAUCUCUCUUCCAAGGAAGAUGAUGGGAGCAUCGAGAAGAUCAGGACGCCAGUCUCAGCGGAGAAGAAGAUGAACAGUAACGAUAGUAAGGAGAAGAGCGUCGCUGCUGCUCCGAGCUCCAGCGAGAUUGCAAAGCCUCCUGCCAAGGCGCAAGUGGUGGGUUGGCCACCCGUGCGGUCGUUCCGGAAGAACAUCAUGGCCGUCCAGAAGAGCGGCUCCGAUGAGGCGGACAAGGGCGCCGCCGCCUCUGCCGCCGCGACCGGCGGAGCGGCGUUCGUGAAAGUGAGCAUGGACGGCGCGCCGUAUCUGCGCAAGGUGGACCUCAAGCUGUACAAGAGCUAUCAAGACCUCUCUGAUGCCUUGGCCAAGAUGUUCAGCUCUUUCACCAUUGGUAAUUGUGGGUCUGGAGGAAUGAAGGACUUCAUGAAUGAGAGCAAGUUGAUAGACCUCUUGAAUGGGUCUGAGUAUGUCCCCACUUAUGAGGAUAAGGAUGGUGAUUGGAUGCUUGUGGGAGACGUGCCUUGGGAUAUGUUUGUCGAUUCGUGCAAGCGUCUGAGGAUCAUGAAAGGAUCCGAGGCGAUCGGACUUGCACCAAGAGCGGUAGAGAAAUGCAAGAACAGAAGCUGAAGGGCGCCGAGCUCCGACGUGUCUCGGUUGCGCUGAAGUCCCCCCUCGUGCUCACGAUCGUCGCCGAAACCGGGAAAUCAGACCGGCUUGAGAGGGGGAUCGAGCACGCAGUUUGGACGCUUCUUCUUAUCGCGCCCCUUUUUUUUUUUGGUUAACACCUUAUUCUCUCUUUUUCUUUUUCCUCCUUAAAUCUCAAUUAAGUCUGAGAAGAAAGAACUGAAUGAUCUGUCAAGGGAAAGGAAGAAAAGAGAACCUGUGAAAUUGGUAAUAUGUUUAUAAGACAUGUUCAUGCGUAAGUGUUAACCUCUUUGGUGUUUUUUGUUCCUUCCAUUUUGUAAUGCCAUGUAUUUUUGUACUAAUGAUGAAACUAUGAGAGUCUUGUGUAUUGUACCUGCCUGUCAAUAUUUUUUUUUAAUUAUUGUUCUUAUUUUGUAAA